AGCGCAGUGCUGGCGGAAGUAGUGCGCGCGGCGUCCACAGUGAAUCCGCCCGCCGGCGCUGGGCUAUCGACUCCUCGCUCAGCAACCCCUCCUGCUUCCUAGGUGCAGGCCGUCUCCCGCACCAUGUCUGGCUAUCCUAAAAGCUAUAAUCCUUUCGACGAUGACGUGGAAGAGGAAGACACCCGGCCCGCGCCGUGGAAGGACGUCCGCGACCUGCCUGACGGCCCCGACGCGCCCAUUGACAGGCAGCAGUACCUGAGACAGGAGGUGUUGCGCAGGGCCGAGGCUACCGCUGCCAGUACCAGCAGGUCCUUGUCUCUCAUGUAUGAAUCGGAGAAGAUCGGAGUCGCCUCUUCCGAGGAGCUGGUCCGGCAGCGAGGAGUCCUAGAACACACAGAGAAGAUGGUAGACAAGAUGGAUCAGGAUUUGAAGAUGAGCCAGAAACAUAUCAACAGCAUUAAGAGUGUGUUUGGAGGAUUUAUCAACUACUUCAAAUCCAAACCAGUAGAGCCUCCACCUGAGCAGAAUGGCAGCAUCGUCUCCCAGCCCAACAGCAGAUUGAAAGAAGCCAUAAAUACAAGUAAAGACCAGGAAAACAAGUACCAAGCCAGCCACCCAAACCUCAGAAGGCUACAGGAUGCAGAACUAGACUCGGUCCCCAAAGAACCUUCUUCUACUGUGAAUACUGAGGUUUACCCAAAGAACUCGACCCUUCGAACUUAUCACCAGAAGAUUGACAGCAACCUAGAUGAGCUGUCCGUGGGAUUAGGCCACCUGAAGGACAUAGCCUUGGGAAUGCAGACAGAAAUUGAGGAACAGGAUGACAUCCUUGACCGACUGACAACCAAAGUGGACAAGCUAGAUGUCAAUAUAAAAAGCACAGAAAAAAAAGUGCGGCAACUCUAGAGACACGGAGGAGGAACUCUGCUCCAUCCUGAUGAGAAGAUUCGAAAGGCUCUCUUAAACUCAUGGAUGUCACUUAUUACAAGUGUAUAAUAUAACGUGUUUUCAAAUGUGGGUCUUUGAAAUAUUAGUUUCAAUGGGGGAAAAAAUGUGUGUUCCACAUUUGGUAAGACCAGUAGUUCUAAAAUUAUUGAGCUGUUCUGCUGAGUUUUAGUCUAAGCUGAGUAACUGUGAACACCUUGAGCCUUUGAUCACUAUGCUGGAAGGAGAAAAAGUACUGCAUUUCUGAUUUCAUGUGUGUCUGCAAAGCCACGGGCAGAGUGUCAGAACUACUGCCUUUCAUUUACCCAUUUGUUAUGUUUCUCACUCCGAGGCCUUACUGUGAAUUCAGAUGUGAAAGGACCCUGGGUUUGUGACAGAAGAACAGGUCCUUCCACAUCUUUAUAUGACAAGUCUUGUGGACAUGCCUGCACACACACUGAGCACAUGGCAGCUCUCUCCCCUGAAAAGGAUCCAUGUUCAUACAGAACGGAAAUGUGUUGCCUUCAUUGUCCCUAUCCCCAUCUUCUGUUCUUGUCCUGCACUUUAGCAGAAGGACUCAGAGCAGAACUGUUAGGCCCCUCUUCUCACCUGUUCUCACCUCAUCUUUCCAUCUCUGAUGGGGACUUUCUCCACUGGCUCAAAGCCAACUGGUAGGUUGGUUUGUGUGCAUGGAGUAUUACUGAGCCCUCUGCCUCUGGGAAUAGAACCAAAGGCCUUGUUUAUUCGGUGCCUGGAGUCUCCUCAUCCAUCCCAGAUUCCCAUGCAUUCUCCAUAGCUACGAAGUGUUCCACCUAGUUUAGGGACUUCGACUCCACAAAUGAUGCUAACCUUCUGUCUGUCAGAUGAUUCGACCAAAAGGCCCAGAGACUAUCUUAGCUAGCUUGUGUCCACUCCCUUCAGUUUCCAAAAGAAAAUAUUUAGAAGUAUUAAUUAAAAUUGAUUCUUGCAAGAAUUUUUCCUUGUACUGCCAAUAAAGUCACUGAAGCCACAGAACACCUGACUAUCUUAAAAUCAAACUCACAUAUUUUGAAGAAGGUAAAAGAGACUUACUAGUAGAUAUGUCAAAAUCUAUAAUGCUGGUGCCUUCUUGCCUUAAAACUUGGCUCAUGUGCCAUUUGAGGAUCCUUCCUUUUGCAUCUGGAGUCUGCAGUACCUUAAAGCAAAGCAAGCAGUGGGUUCAUCUCAGUGGUCAGUUAUCUACUCUUCUCUCUCGGGGCCUGGGGUUGGUCUCCACCAUUGAGGAGAGGAUCAGAAAAUGGGGUAACAGGAUUAUUACUGUUCAUGUAGCAAUAUGUACACACUCUUGUCAAAAAUUAUCCAACCUUUCUGAAAAUACAGCAACCACAGGGAGAAAGGGCCCAAAUCUGAAAUCUGACUGAAGUGGACCUCUGUGAGUUCCAGGACAGCCAGGACGAUAUACUAAGAUCUGUCUCAAACAAUAUAGAGAGACUGAUCCAUAUGUAUUUCCACUAAUUGGUUUUGUUUUGUUUUUUUCUAUAAAACCUUCCAAGUGUUAUAACUGUUUCUCUUCAUCACUAUCAGGCAUAGCCUUUUAGAAAUUGAUCAAUAUACCUCAGUCCUAAGAAAUUUACACAUGAGAAUGCCUUCCAUGGUCAUCCUAGUGUAAAUCAGCUAACUUGAGGCAAAGGGACAUUUUAUGUACCUUUCUUUGUUUUGCUAAAUUAAUGAAGCCAAUCACCCCUUUCCCAAUCUUUUUUUGCUCCAUGAACAUGAAACAGUCUUCCUGUAACCAUUAGAGGUCCUCAUCCAGUCUGUUCUUCAGACUCUGUGGUCCACUGAAGUUAUCCCUUGGCCUGCUGGAGACUGGCUGAGGCAGAUGCUGCCUUACAAAGCAGGGUUGUUUGGAAGACACAGAUACAAAGGACUUGGGGAAACUCCAGAGCCAGAUCUGCUGGCUGACACAGUAAUCACAGCACUUAGGCCAAGGCAGAAGGGUAACCAUGAGUUCCAGGUUCAGGGUGAGAUCUUGUCUCACCCUGAAUAUCAGUGGUUGUGUGUGUGUCGGGGGGAGGGGGGUGAAGGUGGGCAGGGAGGGAGGGAAGAAAGACUCACUCCUGCGCUCUGGCUUAGGAAGAGUUAGUGUUGGCGAGGUGGCAGGCAGAAGUGGAAUGGACUUUCUGUCUCACAGACCAGUGAACAUAUCCUUGUCAUGUGAGGUCUGCAAGACAGACUGAAGCACCCUACCUUCAGAAAGGUGGCAUUUGUAACUUUAGGUUAGCUAUGUGUAUGUGUGCUACCAAAACAAGUGCAUUGUCCUCUGGAGAAGACUAACCGUUACUGACGUGUAACUUAGCAGCAUUAGAGUGACGUCUUCAGUUGGUUUUCCUCAUUCUGUAGGAGAGGCCUGAUGUUCAUUCAUGUAACAAGUAAAACAAGAGAGCAGAGAGUCUUAAUUUCCCUUUCUCUUCUUAUAAAUGUGCAAUUUUAAGUGUAUAAUGUAUCACUUCAGUAAAAAAAAAAAAAUCU
Mus musculus (house mouse) is the source of this 3432-nucleotide messenger RNA. It is a transcript of the gene Snap29, whose product is annotated as synaptosomal-associated protein 29. Gene Ontology annotation, molecular function: SNARE binding. Gene Ontology annotation, biological process: autophagosome maturation; autophagosome membrane docking; cilium assembly. The record is from RefSeq and is marked validated. The transcript has 5 exons. Lineage: Eukaryota; Metazoa; Chordata; Mammalia; Rodentia; Muridae. The coding region runs from base 124 to 906 and encodes 260 amino acids. Gene Ontology annotation, cellular component: ciliary membrane; SNARE complex; ciliary pocket membrane.